GGCAUUUGUGUUUUUAUUUAAGGAGGAGGAGGAGGAGGUUGUGUUUCUCUCCCACUGAGAGAAGGGCCCCUGGAGUCGAGAGGGAGGGAGAGAGAGAGAGAGGAAGCCCAGCCCUUGGAGGCAAAGGGGAGGACUUCCAUGAAGAGAGAAGGAAGGAAUUGAGAAAGGCUCCCGCCUCCAGCCUCUCUCUGUCUCUCUCUCUCCUCCACCUUUUCCUUUUGCCUUCCCUCUCCCCUCCUCCUCCUCCUCCUCCUCCUCCUCCUUUUGGGGAAGAGGAAGCCGUGCUGCCUGGAAGGGACCUUCCUUCCUUCCUUCCUCCUCCUCCUCGCGGGAACAAAGAGGCGCCAAAAGCCCCUCGCUGCUGCUUUCCCCCCUCCGCCGCAGAGAAGGAGGACUCCAGGAAGGGAGCCAUCGUGGCUCAGGCUGCAUCCGCACUGGAGGAAAUAACACGAAAGAAGAGUAAAAAGGCAUGGGUAUAACAUGAUUUCCACAACAUGUUCAGAAUGGAUAUGAUUUUUGUAAAAGCUUGUUUCCUGGUAAACUAGAUAAAAGAUGGAUGAGUCAGCCUUAUUAGAUCUGCUGGAGUGUCCUGUCUGUUUAGAACGCCUUGAUGCUUCUGCAAAAGUCUUGCCUUGUCAACAUACAUUUUGCAAACGGUGUCUGUUGGGCAUUGUAAGCUCCCGAAAUGAGCUUCGCUGUCCAGAAUGCAGGACGUUAGUUGACUGCAGUGUUGAUGAACUUCCCAGUAAUAUUUUGCUUGUUCGACUGCUGGAUGGCAUCAAACAAAGGCCUCGGAAACCUGGUGGUAUAGUGAGUUCCACAAAUCCAUUACGGGCCCAGACUAGCACUGUUGCCAACUGCAUUCCAAAAGACCUUCAAAGUUCUCAAAGUGGCCAGCAGCAGAGAGUACAAGCACGAAGUCCUCCUGUUCGGGGUGUACCUCAGUUACCUUGUGCCAAAGCGUUAUAUAACUAUGAGGGGAAAGAGCCUGGAGAUCUUAAAUUCAGUAAAGGUGACAUCAUUAUAUUACGUCGGCAAGUUGAUGAAAAUUGGUAUCAUGGAGAAGUUAAUGGAGUCCAUGGAUUUUUUCCUACAAAUUUUGUCCAGAUUAUUAAACCUUUACCUCAGCCUCCACCUCAGUGUAAAGCACUUUAUGAUUUUGAAGUUAAAGACAAGGAAGCAGACAAGGAUUGCUUACCCUUCUCAAAGGAUGAUAUUUUGACUGUAAUUCGACGAGUAGACGAAAAUUGGGCAGAAGGGAUGUUGGCUGACAAAAUAGGAAUAUUCCCUAUUUCGUAUGUUGAGUUUAACACAACAGCAAAGCAACUGAUAGAGCUAGACAAACCCUCAGGUUCUACAGCAGACUCUGGAGAAGGCACAUCUGGUGCAUCUCACAGCAGUUCUAUUCAAAAGCACACCGAUACCAAGAAGAACACCAAAAAACGCCACUCCUUUACCUCCCUUACCAUGUCCAACAAGGCCUCACAGUCAUCUCAGAAUCGUCACUCAAUGGAAAUCAGCUCUCCUGUCCUCAUCAGUUCCAGUAACCCCACUGCUGCAGCUCGCAUAAGUGAACUUACGGGCCUUUCCUGCAGUGCACCUUCUCAGGUCCAUAUCAGUACUACGGGGCUAAUUGUGACACCACCACCCAGCAGUCCAGUAACAACAGGGCCUUCAUUUACUUUUCCACCUGAAGCCACCUACCAAGCUGCUCUUGGUAGUAUGAACCCCCCUCUGCUGCCACCACCACCGCCUCCUCUGUUGUCUGCUACAAUAAUUGCCCCAGCUUCUACUGGACUUCCUUCAGGGGUGGCUCAAAAAUCUGCACCCAUAUCAGCUGAGCAAAUAACACAUUUGAGACCACAGACAAGACCAAGUGUGUAUGUUGCUAUUUAUCCAUAUGCUCCUAGAAAAGAAGAUGAACUGGAACUGAGAAAAGGGGAGAUGUUUUUGGUGUUUGAACGUUGUCAGGAUGGUUGGUUUAAAGGAACUUCCAUGCAUACAAGCAAAAUUGGUGUAUUUCCUGGCAACUAUGUGGCACCAGUUACUAGGGCAGUGACAAGUGCCUCCCAAGCAAAAGUUCCUGUAUCUACUGCUGGCCAGUCAGGACGGGUGGUAACCAUGGUCAGUGCUUCCACUGCUGGAGGAACAGUGCAGAAACUUCAGGGAAAUGGUGUGACAGUGAACUCCAGUGCAGUACCAACUGCUGUGGUCUCUGCAGCCCAUAUACAAACAAGCCCACAGACCAAGGUUCUGAUGCAUAUGACUAGCCAAAUGACAGUCAACCAGGCUCGCAACGCAGUAAGAACAGUUGCAAUACACAACCAAGAAAGACCUACAGCUACCGUGACACCAAUUCAGGCUCAAAGUUCAGCAUGCCUUAUUCCUGCUGCUGUCAUUAUUCCACACCAUUCUGUUGCACCACAACAGCUGCAACCUCAGCUUUCAAAUGCUGCUGCUUAUAUCACGGCUGUGAAUAUCAACCGGACCAAUGUCCCAUUGGCUUGUGCUGCGGUUUCAUUAAACUCUCCUUGCACUUCUGCAUCUCUGGAUGGAGAUACAAAUGGGAGGAUUGUGACUGUUCACAGUGGAGCUCCAGCAUCUCCUGAAAACACCUUAGCAGCUUCAGGGGUUUCUACUGCCAGUAAACCUGAUAGAGAUGGGAAGAAAGAAAAAAAGGGGCUGUUGAAGUUGCUUUCAGGAGCAGCUACCAAGCGCAGACCUCGAGCAUCUCCCCCAUCAUCGCCAACUCUGGAAGUUGAGCAGGGAGGUGCAGAGGUUCCCCUACAAGGUGCUGUAGGUCCAGAGAUCUCAUCAGUUUCCAGUCAUGGAAGAGCUGAAUCCUGCCCCAUGGACAAUGAAGCAUCAACAUCAGUGCAGGAGAACACGCAUCGAAAAGCAAAUACUGUGGAGUCAAAUAUCCCUAUAGCUCCACCUCCGCGGCAGCCCUGCUCUUCAUUGGGCCCAGUCCAUAACGAAUCUAGACCUGUGGUCUGUGAACGAUACAGAGUUGUGGUGUCCUAUCCUCCUCAGAGUGAAGCUGAGCUUGAACUUAAAGAAGGAGACAUUGUUUUUGUACACAAAAAACGUGAAGAUGGCUGGUUCAAAGGCACAUUGCAGCGAAAUGGAAAAACUGGUCUUUUCCCUGGAAGCUUUGUAGAGAGUGUCUGAGAAGACUCUUUUCAAAUUUUCAAAUCACACAGCACUAUAGGAUAGCACAAAUUUUACAAGAAAGAGUGCAGCCAUGGAAGACUUUUUAAAUGACUGUAAUAUAAACAAAUUUAUAUUUAUGUUUUCCAGUAUCCCACAGCACAAUUAAACCAGCAAAGAAAGAUGAUGAAAUAUUUGCUGGCUGUUUUUUGGCAUCAUUUUGAAUUUUUAAGUGUAAUGCGUGCCUUGUAUAAUAUCUGAUUUAUUUUACAGAGGAACUUUUUUUCAAAUGUAUAACAAAGGAACAAUUGUUUACAAGGCUGUAACUAAUUUAUUCUUGGUUUUCUAAACUUGAAUUCUGCUUAAUAGUUAAAGCUUAAUGAUUAUGAUUAACAAAUUAUUAAUUUAUGAAAUAAGGUAAGGAGAAGCUGGAUUCUCUCCUUAUAGAGAGGCAUAGUGACUGGCAGAUGGCUUUCUCCCACUGUGUGUGACAGUGAAGUGAGUUUGUUUCAUAGGUUAAUGUUGGUUGUUUUGAUGGUGAAAUGGUGUCUAAUUGAAUGAUGCAAAGUGGGAUCAAAUGGCAUUGUGAGGUUUUCUUGUUCUGGGUGGGAAACUGUCUGUCAGUAGCAAGUCUAAAUAUCCCAGACAGUGUAACGUUUUUUAAAAGGCAGAAAUGUAACUGUAAGCAAAGUUAAACCUUAAUAUUCUCAGAGUGAGAAUGAAAAAUGGAGAAAAUGUGGGAGAUGGGGGGAAAUCAACUUCCUCUAACUUCUGUUUGUUCAACUGUUUUUGAUAUUUGUCAGGAUUCAGCUUUGCAGAUUUGGCUGGUACUUUGGGCACAUGGCACCCACAGAAUAUAAAUGAGAUAUAAGGAUGUUGAUCACAAAACACUUGCAAGAAGUGGGAAAUUGUGCUAGUGAUUAGUUCAUAGGAUUCAAAAUUGAAUUUCAACAGUUGCACUCACUGUCUAAAUAUGCCAAGAAAUGUUGUUUGCUUUUUUCCCUUUUCAAAGUGAUUUGCAUGGCUGAGAGACAAUUUUACAAUGUUUGAGCAAUAGUGGUGGUAAGUGAUACACUCGUGUUUUUAAAGUAAAGGCUGUAAGAACACUGUGAAAAUUUUGCUAAUUUUGUAACUAUUGCUAAUUGCAUAUGUCUUAACUUCUUAUUGUCUUGCAUGUUUUACCAAAUUCUCACAGGCAUACAAACAGUAGCUGAUUAUUGCAUUCCAGUGUCCUGUGCCAGGUUAACUGGAUAGUAAAUCAAUCACUUAUCUGUUAACACAGAACCCACUGAUGGAGGCCAGUGAGAGAUUGGUUCCUGAUAAUUAAAAAGUGUUCUAGUCUUCAACAUUAUUCCAGUCAUAGAUAUUUAGAAACACAGGAGGUUUGAGGUACCAUAUCAUCAACUUAAUUUCAGGCAUGAAAGAAUGUUUUCCCACUCACAUUUUAUCCCUUGCUACCUUUGAACAUGUACAUUUCUUUAUAGCAUGGGGAGAUGACCACUGCCAUAUCACUCCAUUUUCUGUCUUAUGUAAGGAAUUAUUUGGAGCUGUUCUCCAAUACAGGGUAGAGAGAACAUGCCAGCAGUAGAAACAUUCAGUUUAGAUUUUGCUCUCAGUUUGUUGAUCUUUGUUUUGAGAUAUAUGGGAGAUAGAAUGUUUUUUGUGGGUUUUUCUGGCUAUGUGGCCAUGUUCUAGAAGAGUUUCUUCCUGACGUUUCGCCAGC
Molecule: messenger RNA, 4873 nt
Organism: Sceloporus undulatus (fence lizard)
Lineage: Eukaryota; Metazoa; Chordata; Lepidosauria; Squamata; Phrynosomatidae
Gene: SH3RF1
Product: SH3 domain containing ring finger 1
Exons: 13
Coding region: 553-3171 (872 amino acids)
Biological process (GO): positive regulation of JNK cascade; positive regulation of proteasomal ubiquitin-dependent protein catabolic process; negative regulation of apoptotic process
Cellular component (GO): cytosol
Molecular function (GO): metal ion binding; ubiquitin protein ligase activity; protein binding
Source: RefSeq, a predicted model, not a curated record